Harmonia axyridis is the source of this 2043-nucleotide messenger RNA. RefSeq names its product zinc finger protein 300-like. Bases 430 to 1704 code for a protein of 424 amino acids. Gene Ontology annotation, biological process: regulation of transcription by RNA polymerase II. The transcript has 2 exons. Lineage: Eukaryota; Metazoa; Arthropoda; Insecta; Coleoptera; Coccinellidae. Gene Ontology annotation, cellular component: nucleus. Gene Ontology annotation, molecular function: RNA polymerase II cis-regulatory region sequence-specific DNA binding; DNA-binding transcription factor activity, RNA polymerase II-specific. The record is from RefSeq and is a predicted model, not a curated record.
ACUCGCCAAUAUUUGAAUUUCGGAAUUUCCCUUAUCGAAAAUAUUGCUUUUACCUUAACUCUAGCUCAAUUCUAAGAUUCUAUUAUCAUUCAAGAUUACUCCUUACCAAUUAAAUGGAAUGGAUAUAUUCACUUCCUUUUAGAAUCAUACUGAAUGAAAAAAAAAUCGAUAUUUAACGAACUGAAAGGGUUGCGUUGUAUGCGAUUAUCACCCUUUCAUUGAUAACAAGAUAUUUUCUGUGCGCUAGCUUUCCAAUUAGAAGAAUGGGAUGAAAUGAAAAUGGAAAUGUGUUGUAUGGCUUGGUUUAUUGAAUUUUCAAGAAAUUACGUGAAAUGAAAGAAAAGCGCAUGUAUGUAGGAUUAUAUUUUUGUAAAUUCAUUUGACAUUCAAAAAAUAUUCUUAAGCAUCAAUUAUUUCGCUUUCUGAAUAAUGAAUUUUCCAUCGUUUGGAAGUCAUUUUUCUACCGGUAUUCCGAAUCUUCAUCAGUUUGCAGCCAAAUUUUCUCAGGACAAUAUAUCUUCCAAUAAUAUAGCUUCCACUCAAGAAGCAAAUAAUGUUCGCUAUACUUCCAAUGGGAUUCCUUUCUCUCAACAUGUUCAUUUACAACAACCCAUUCUUACCAAUAAGUAUCAGACUAGUUAUCUAAAUCAAGAUACAAGCAAUUAUGGCCAGUUAGUUGCAAAAAAUGAUAAGAGAGAACAUUUUGAUCAAGAAUUGACUCAGGAAAUUUGUGCAGCUGUUUUACAGCAUGAAGAGAAAAAUUCACUUCAAAAGGUCAAGCAGGAGAAUAACCGACAAGACAGAAGGCUAGAGGGUCAGUCCCAAAUUGUACAUAAUAACUCUGAAGAUCAUGUGUCUAAUAUUUCCACUACAUGGCAAACUCUCACUUCAGCUGGAUCUACAGUAGCAGAUUAUUUAUCACAUUUGCCAGCAUCUACUCUACCAUUGAGUCUACAUCAUUUUUUGAAAUAUUCUGCUGAAAAUAUUAAGAAAGAGACAGCUUCUCAACAAACACUACACAACCAUAAUUCUAAUAUGAACUUGCUUACAAAUAAUUCCCUUAAUGUAAGUCAUUUGAAUAAUUCUAUGAAUAAUACUAUAUUUAACAGCCAAAUCAAUAAUUUAACAACUAAUACAGGUAAUUCAUUAACUAAUUUAUCUGCUGCAAAUGUAUCAAAUUUUCAAACUGUUUCUACUGGGAAGAAAAAAAAGAAAAAGAAAGUUGAAAAAGAGAAGAAACCUAGACCUAAACCUGGAGAAAUAAGACUAACUACUGCGUUAGAUGGUUCAACUCUUUACUGUUGUCCUGAGUGCCAUAUGGCAUAUCCAGAAAAAGAACUACUAGAACAACAUCUUUUAGGACAUACGAUGGAACGUAGAUUUGUCUGCGAUAUCUGUGGAGCUGGGUUGAAACGAAAAGAUCAUUUGACUCGCCACAAACAAAGUCACAACCCAGAGAGACCUUAUGUAUGUACAGUCUGUCUUAAAGCUUUCAAAAGGAAGGAACAGUUAACUCUUCAUUUCGUCAUACAUUCUGGAGAAAAACGACACAUAUGUCCUGAAUGUGGAAAAGGAUUUUAUCGUAAGGAUCAUUUACGUAAACAUACAAGGUCGCACAUUGCUCGGCGGGUAAAAGCAGAACUGUCCCAACAGGGUGGCAGUGUUUCUCAAAAUUCUUCGAUGAAUCAUACCUUGAGUUCUUAGAGGAGGGUGGAAUUUCGUGUUCUAAAUUUUUCCAAAAAUGUUUGGCUGUGAUUUUAGUAAUAAAUUUGGGGCUAAAUUUAAAAUUGUUCCUAUUCAGUAAAGAUGUGAUGAAAUAGUAUGAAAACACUUUUGGGCCUUGUGAGCCAUAAUCUCGAAAAGUAAUUGAAUACUACCUCAGAAAACUUACUAUUUUUUAUUUCGUACUAUGUACAACUUUUAAGUUACUUGUUGGAUUUUAAUCUGUUAAGUUUUUAUUUAUAUAUUCUCAAAAUUGAUAUUGUUUUUGUUCGAAAUAAUGAAUUAAUUAUGGAAAGUUUUACUAUACAUUUUUGUUGUGAG